AUGCAGGAUACGUACAGUUGCACCAAAGAUGUCUCUGCUGAGCAAAUCUGCGAGGCUGCACGAUUCUUCAGCGCUCAUUAUGGAGUCUGGGGAAAGUCGGCUGUGGAGAACAUGGGAACGUCAGUGAAAGCUGGAGCUCGCGUCAAAAUAUCUCCGAAGCUUCUCUAUACGAAAAUCCUACCUGGAGAUAGAGACAACAGCUAUCUCAGCAUGAGACGUGGAACAGAACUCCUCGGUAUUCUAUUUGCAACGAGGUGGAUGUACCAAGGAAAGACCAUUCUCUGGGUCACGCAGCUUUGUGUCCACCGCGAGCACCGAAAUGAAGGCAUUGCAAAGAGGCUGUUAAAUACAGUGAAGAACGACAAGGAUUACGCUGUCGGCAUACUCUCAUCCCACCCAUUUUCGAUAUCAGCUGUUGCGCGAACUUUCGGCAAUGGAAUUGAAGGUAUCGACCUCGAUGUGAUGAGAUCUGAAGCUAGAGACAUCAUGGGUACUUGCCCUGUGACGUAUGUUCGAGAGGCAAAAUUGCACGGCGCGCUAUUUGAGGAUGGUUCUGCAGAUGGAACUAUUUCGUGUGCCGAUACUCAGUUUUGGGUGGAUCAUCAUGAGCCGGAGGCUGCAUUGCAAACUAUCAAGGACAAAGGAAUAGUAUGGCCUCUUGGGUACCUCCCCGAAGGUCAUGAGUACCUGCUUUUCGUCAGGAUCUAG
Molecule: messenger RNA, 708 nt
Organism: Cadophora gregata
Lineage: Eukaryota; Fungi; Ascomycota; Leotiomycetes; Helotiales; Ploettnerulaceae
Exons: 2
Coding region: 1-708 (235 amino acids)
Molecular function (GO): acyltransferase activity, transferring groups other than amino-acyl groups
Source: RefSeq, a predicted model, not a curated record